ACAAUGCGCGCAUCAACUCAACAACUGUAAUAAAACAACGGCAUGUGCCGCCGCAACCAUCAAUGAUCAUGAAACAAGUAAGCAAUGGAAAGAAAAACGCGACAGAUCAUCAACACAUUGCACCGCACACAAAAACACACAUCUUUUUUUUUAUUCUAUUUUCACCUUUUGGAUACUACCCAAACGUAUUCCAAUGUAUAUAUAUCAUAUACACACACACAUAUGGCAUGCACAUCUGCAGAUCUUUUAACUUCAAUUGAACAGAAUUGAUUUAAAAUUCUUAGUGGAUAACAUUUUUAAAAAUAUAUUAAUUCUUAUAAUGUUUCUUAAACAUUCAUUUAGGGUUUAUCGGUCAGCAUUAUUACGAAAAGAGAUUCGUUUUUUAUCAAGUGACAAAAACAAUACAAAUGAUAAACAAGAUAAUGUUCAAGAAAAAGCAAAAAAAUCUCCGAAAUCUAGUACAAUUAAAGUUAAAGAUGAUAGGAAUGAAAAAUUAAAAUCAUUAGAGAAAAAGAUUGAAUCAUUUAAAUCAAUUAGUCCGAAUGAUAAAGAUACGAUCAAUAAAACGAUUGCUAAGCCUAAGAUUCAUGUGCGACAAAGUGCACGAUCAAAAGAAAAGGUUGAGGUUGUUGAAGAUCUCGAACCAAUGGAAAUUUUGGCUCGAGGUUUGGACAAAAGACUUGUCGAUGCAGCCAGAAGGGUUGCUAAUCGCAUGCCUAAACAUUCGUCCAAACAAACAGAAAAAGAACUUUUAAGUUCGAUACAAAAACAACGAAAAGAAACUGCCGAAGCAGCAAAAAAUAUGAUGACCUCAAAAGAAGAUAAAACUGAAAGCAUAAGCUACAAAAUUUUGUCUAGUAAAACUGAAUCGAAAAAAUUUGAUGAUCAAAUUGGUACCACUUCUAAAGUGGUUAGAAUUAAACUUCCUCAAGAUUCGUUUUCGGAUUUUUCGGAUCAAUCUAGACCUUAUCGAAAGCGAUCAAAAUCUUUAUUUUCCAAUGAAUGUCUCUCAAUUUUCGAUCCCAAAGGAAUAUAUCUAACCGAUCAAACUUAUAAAAAUUCUUUAUGGCAUAAAUUGGCUGAACGAGAAUUGGAAUUAUUUCUUGAAAGGCCACCGAAAAAUUUUUUCGAAGAAAUGAUCAAAUUGACUGAUGAUGGAAAAAUGUGGAAAUAUCCAAUCGAUAAUGAACAAGGUAAUUGUGUUGAAAAAAUGAUUAAAAAAAUUCGGAUGUUAUUAUUUUUUUUCAAAAAAAUAACAAUUUCAAUAGGUUUGGAUCACGAAGAAUCGAUACCAUUUUAUGAUCACGUUUUAUUAGAUAAUCUAUUGAACGGAUUUCCUCAACAUGGUCCAGUUCGACAAUUUAUGGAACUAGUAUUGUUAGGUUUAUCACAAAAUCCCUACAUAACUGUACAACGUAAACGUGAAACAAUAGAAUUUUAUAAAAAUUUUUUUGAAGAAAAAAAUCUCCUUACGGAAAUUGAUGAAACAGAUUUAUAAAUUUCUUUUUAUUGUAUAAAUAAUAAUGUUGCAA
Messenger RNA from Dermatophagoides pteronyssinus (European house dust mite), 1532 nucleotides. It is a transcript of the gene mRpS31, whose product is annotated as mitochondrial ribosomal protein S31. Lineage: Eukaryota; Metazoa; Arthropoda; Arachnida; Sarcoptiformes; Pyroglyphidae. Gene Ontology annotation, cellular component: mitochondrial small ribosomal subunit. Gene Ontology annotation, molecular function: structural constituent of ribosome. The record is from RefSeq and is a predicted model, not a curated record.